Molecule: messenger RNA, 6761 nt
Organism: Chelonia mydas (Green sea turtle)
Lineage: Eukaryota; Metazoa; Chordata; Testudines; Cheloniidae
Gene: SGMS2
Product: sphingomyelin synthase 2
Exons: 7
Coding region: 1013-2110 (365 amino acids)
Biological process (GO): ceramide biosynthetic process; sphingomyelin biosynthetic process
Cellular component (GO): endoplasmic reticulum membrane; Golgi membrane
Molecular function (GO): sphingomyelin synthase activity; ceramide cholinephosphotransferase activity
Source: RefSeq, a predicted model, not a curated record
UUAAUGAUGUCAGGCAAGAUCCAGGCUCGCGGGGGGGAAGCAAAGAGCAUGAAACUGAGUGUAAACACAGCAGUAGCACGCAGAGAAAGCUGCCUCGAGUUUACCCCCGCCCUCCCUUCUGCCUGGAGCCGCCCUCUAUCAGGAGAGCUUCUCCAGCUGUAGCAAUGCUGAGGUAACGGUGCAUACGGAUCUGGCAAUCAUUUCAAGGAAACCUUACUAAGAAGUGUCGCCCUCCCCAUCGUCCUUAAGGCCAGUCCCUGUUGCCAGGAAGGAGAAGAGGAGUAAGAAGCAGUGAGAGAAGAGAAUUGCAGGGGAAGAUAAAGGUGUGGGCAAACUUUUCUAGCUGCUUUUUGCUUCAGCUACCACCCCAGAAGUGGGAGUGUCUGUGUCUUUGGCCAUAAAGAGCUGCAAAGCCCAAAUGUCAAAGAGUCCUGAGGCUGCAAAGGAGACUUCCCUGCUGCCUUUGGAGGAGGAACUACCUUCAGCUCCAGUGUUUCCAUAUACAACUAAGUGGGUAUGUUGAAUGACACAAAUCAAUACAACUUUGUAUUCUGCAGAGUAAGGAUGGGAAUGCUGGAAUGUGGCUUGUUACCGACGUGUACCACGACAGCCUGAGUAUUUCACAUAAGAUAUCCAAAACUAGAUGGACAGAGUACUAGAAAUGCAACUGUAGAGAGCAAUCCUGCAUUGGCAAGGAUUACUUGGAACAAUAAAAAAUAUAUUUUUCCAGGUCAUUUUAGAAGGAUUUUGGGCUUUCAUAUUAGACUGUAGUCUCAACAACAAACAAACCCAAAAUGAUACAGUAAGAGCUUUUGGGGAAAGAAACUGAGAUUUGUGUCAAAGGUCUGUUGCAGAACAACUGAAAAGAGAAAGCAGAAUGGACAACUUCUGAAAAUUGUAUUAGAGAACAAAAAUCAAUUGGAAACAUACAAGGUGGACUUAGAGGAGUAAAGAAUUUUAAAAAGCAUCCAGAAAUUGGUAAUUCCCUGGUUUGGCUCAAGGUCUUGGGAUAAUGGAUACCAUUGAGACUGCAAAGCUUGAAGAGCACAUGGAAAGUCAAAACAAUGACACCUCAAAUGGUUACGUUCGACCUACCCUAUCUGUCAGUGAAGAGAGCGAAAAUGGCAAUGGCAAACCUAAGGGUUUACCUAAUGGUUUGCGAAAAGGCACAAAGAAAUAUCCGGACUAUAUUCAGAUUUCUAUGCCUGCUGAAUCUAGGAACAAAUUUCCUUUGGAAUGGUGGAAAACAGGCAUUGCCUUUGUGUAUGCUCUCUUCAAUUUAAUUCUAACGACUGUCAUGAUCACCGUUGUUCAUGAGAGGGUACCUCCCAAGGAGCUCAGUCCUCCAUUGCCGGAUAAAUUUUUUGAUUAUAUUGAUCGCGUGAAAUGGGCUUUUUCUGUAUCAGAAAUAAAUGGAAUGAUACUAGUUGGAUUAUGGCUAAUCCAGUGGUUAUUUCUCAGAUACAAAUCAAUAGUGGGACGCAGGUUCUUUUUUAUAAUUGGAACUUUGUACCUGUAUCGCUGUAUUACCAUGUAUGUUACCACCCUACCUGUGCCUGGAAUGCAUUUUCAGUGUGCUCCAAAGUUGAAUGGAGAUUCUCAGGCUAAGGUGCAGAGGAUCCUACGAUUGAUUUCUGGUGGCGGUCUGUCCAUAACUGGAUCACACAUCCUAUGUGGAGACUUCCUGUUUAGCGGUCACACAGUAGUGCUAACACUCACCUACCUGUUUAUCAAGGAAUACUCACCUCGUCAUUUUUGGUGGUAUCAUUUGAUCUGCUGGUUGAUGAGUGCCGCUGGUAUAAUCUGCAUUCUUGUCGCCCAUGAACACUACACUGUGGAUGUUAUUGUUGCUUAUUAUAUCACCACAAGGCUCUUCUGGUGGUACCACUCAAUGGCUAAUGAAAAGAAUUUGAAGGUCUCUUCCCAGACUAAUUUUCUCUCUCGAGCAUGGUGGUAUCCGAUAUUUUAUUUCUUUGAGAAGAAUAUACAAGGCUCAGUUCCUUGCUGCUUCUCAUGGCCAAUAUCUUGGCCUCCCAGCUGCUUCAAGUCUUCAUGCAAAAAAUAUUCACGGGUUCAGAAGACAGGAGAGGACAAUGAAAAAUCCACCUGAAAGAAAGAUGAAGAAAGGAAAGAAAGCAUCUGCUCUUUAUUUUACCAAAACAUUAAUGCGAUAACCAAAGUUCUUAAAAGGACUAAACUGUAAGGGAAUAAGUGGACCAAAUUCUUGUGCAAUUGUACAAGACAAUUGUAGACAAAAUAUAACACCCCUUGAUAUGUUUUCUAUUCAUCACAUUGUACAGAGCUAUUCUACUCGUCAGUACUAGGAGUCCACCACAGAUAGGAUUUAUCCCCGAGAAAGAAAAGAAGCAGUAGUUUGGUUUACUUAUGAGAUUGAGGUGCCAAAGAACACCCCACACCUUUCGUUUAUUAAUUAUCACUCAUCCACAAAAUCUCAUCUUUAGAGUUCUGGAGUUUGAGGGCAAAAGCAUACUAAAAUUUAAAGUUACAAUAUCUGUCUACAAUGGUGGGAAGUGGUUUACUGUAUUCUUCUUGCUAAUGAAGGUAAGACUUAUGAUAUAUGACUGGUGAAGCCGGAAGUGAGCCUUGACAUUUUAUGCUCUAUGGGAAUGAAUCUACGAUGACCCUGAAGUACUCCCACCGCCCAUGUACUCUGAUAUACCAGUUUUUACAUUUUGUAUUGGUAAUUUUAUAUUUAAAAAAAAACUUUAAAAAAAGGAAAAGGAAAGCUGUUGUGAUAUGAUGACACUGCAAAUUAGAAAUAAUACCUGCUAACAUCAUUGGAGCUCUACAAGCAUGGAAGUAUUUUUAUUUUUAAAACCUAUAUAUGUAAAACCUAUAUAUGUAACAAGAAGAAAAUUAUUUCAAAGUCUAAACAUUUAAUGGCAAGUUAGCCUGGGUCUGUAUGUAUUAUGUAUAUAUACCUAUAUGCAUUACAUAGCUAUAUAUACAUACUUUUGUGUAUUCACACACACUAACCAAUAUUAGAUAAAUGAAAAGAAAGCUGUGUAUAAUAUGUUAUUGUAAGCAAAACUCCCACUGAUUUCCUUCACCUGCUUCAGGAUUGCAAAGUCAGUCCCCAAAUGGGAAAUGUAAAAAUCAAACAUUUUAAAUUUUUAGUUACUAUAUCUUGAUGACACUAUAAGCAUUGUGCUUGAGAGCCUGAUGUUAUGCAUUUAGAGGUUUUGGGUUGUUUUUUUUUCCCUUAGAAAUCGUUGGCACAAAUCUCAGUGACUCAUAAACAGGUGCAAGGUGAAUACACUCCAACAGCAACACUUCUUCCACUGUUACCUAACCAUAUUUAUUAUUAAAUGUUACUGUCAUAUGACUGAACUGCUAUUCCUUUCUAUCAGGAGUUGUGUAGAUACUUUGGUUGGACAAACAAGUAUGUUGGUUUAGUAUGUGGGAAUACACAACUUUGUUAGUGUACCAUAGAACUGCAGAUUAGCAGCUUACCUGGUCAACGUUGCUUUUCAUGUUGUUCUUGGGGAAGCUAAUGGAUACUGGGCAGCCCAGAGUUUAACAGUUUAUUUGUUCUGUAUUCAUUUCCUCAGCUACUCAAGUAUUUUAUUUUGAAACCUUCAGUAAAAGCUAAUCGCAGAGGAAAUAAUUGCAUUAAUAGUUAAAUUAACCUGUAACUUGAGUGAAAAAACACUCUUAUUUUUAGAAUGUCUUGACAAGUGUGAACACUGAAAAGAGAAUUAAAUAAUGACAUUCUCAUUUUUAAAAUAUCCAGUUAAAAAAAUUAGUACAAAUAAAAUGCAAUAUACAGUACCCAGAUCUGAUUUCUUUUUCAGUUCACAGGGUCAAUGACUAUAAAAUUGUACUCCAGAAAAAUAUUUUUAACUUGCAUUUCAGAAGAUUUUUGUGCAUUAUCAAAGCAUAAUACAACAAACUGCAUUUCUUACAGGACAUCCUGGUAAAACAUAGCAAAGUAAUGAUAUCCAAGCUCUUUAAAUUAAAAAAAAUAAUAAAAAAUUCUCCUCACUGACUGGGGCGUCUGAUGUUGUGCACAUGGACACAAGGCUAAUGUUUUGUUCCUGGCAGAACUUUAGUGGCUCACAAACUGAAACCAAGGACAUACAUUUGAAGAACUGUUCCUUCAAUUAUUAGCUAACCAAUCGUAUUAGUACAAUAUCAGCCUUUGCAGAUCCCCAAAGUUGUUGUUUUAUUUCUUGUUUGAGUUCAUCUACAUGGACAACAAUGUCUUUGAAGUCAAACCAGACUACUAUGGUUAAUCUCCUAACUGACAUGUUAGUUAUUUUUAGUUGAACCACUUCUAAUAGCAAAGUCUAUGGAGGGAAAUGUGGGUGAAUUUCAUUAGUAAACCUGCUUCAAGAUAAGCACUGUAAAACUGUGGACUGAGCAUUCUAGGAAGGAUCAGAAACUAUGCUUUUCACUUGGCAGCCUGUUAGGUUACUGAAUAACACAUCCGUUGAUAGCCUAAAUAGAUUACAACAAAGUUCCACUGAGAUAUUUAGAAGGGUAUUUAGCUAAUGACUGACCUAUAGAAUAUAUCAAGUGCUCUGCUCAAAACCAAUAUCCUUAUCAGUACAAUUUUUUUUAGGUCCCAUUUUGUUUAGAGGGGAGAGAAUUAAAAUUGAGUGAGUAGUGUUGGUUGUUUUUAAAAAAACAAAACAAAAUCAGUUGUAGUUUUGUUUUAGGCCCACUAAGUGCUCAAAUUCCCUCCAUUCCCAUAUAUGUCAACAGAAAUUGUGGGUACUCAAGUUGCUGGCAUACUUUGGCCUUUAAACAAUAGACGGAGUAUCUCAAAAGUUCUUCUUAUUGAUACAAUAAAUUUACUACUUUCUUUGUAUCAGUUUUUUUAAAAAGUGCUCAUCUCAUUCAGAAACAUUUUAAGCUUAAAUGUAUGCAAGAAUGUAGAAUUUCGGUGUUACAUUUUCACACAAUAUAAUUCUAGCCUAUUCUUUAUUACCACCCUGCACUAACAAAUCAGGUAUAGGCUACAGUCAGUAUAUAUGAAAAUGAGCUUAAAGAAUUGACAGCAAUUGUAAUAAAUGUUGGAAUAUAAAGUAGUUCCACAAAAUUUCAAGAUGGGAAGAAAUGGAGUAAAGUGGAUAUAAUCCAAAAGUAAAAAAGCUUAUCUGGAAUUUGUUCAUAAACCUUCACGGGGUUGAGUGCAGGAUUUUAUUCCUGAUUAGGGUGACCAGAUGUCCCAAUUUUAUAGGGACUGUCCCAAUAUUUGGGGCUUUGUCUUAAAUAGGCACUUAUUACCCCCAACCCCCGUCCCAGUUUUUCACACUUGCUGUCUGGUCACCCUGUUUCUGAUGCCUUUUUCUAUACCUUUCAUUUUAUGUAAUUUUUCCUGAAACUUUUCUUUGAUUUAAAUACUGUCUGUAUCUGCUGCCAUGCCAUGAGACAGAGAAUCAUAGUUGAGCUGCAAUUUCUGUCCUUUGAAGAGAGCCUGGAUGGGCCCUUCUGAAAUCAGUGGAAGUUCCAUGUAUGCAUCUGCCACAUCACUGAAGACACAGGAGCUGCUGGGUCCUUGGCACUUCUGAAAUCCAGGUCUCUCAUCUAUGUGUCUAACUGGAUUUAGAAGCCUAAAUUGGGUACCCAUAUUAAAAAAAAUCUCAGCCGUGGUCAUUACUUAAAAGGGUAAUAUGAUAGUGUUAUGCUCAGUGUACUGCUGAUUUGCAACAGAUCUGUCACAUUAGCAAAUAAACUUGGCCUUGUUCAACCACUUUAGAUUUUAUCUCCAUGGUGUGUCCUUAAUGCCCCCUUGUGACUAUAAAUGGUAUGUGUUCAAUAUCACUCACUGACUUGUAAAAAUGGUAUUUUUAGGGUAAUUAUUAUGGGUUGGGCAGCCAGUCCAGAGAAAAUAAAACAUUCCCCACUGCUAGAACUGAUUUUUUUUUUUUUUUUUUUUAAUAUUCCAUGAAUGUGGUUAGGUUGACUGUUUUUAUUCAUUUGUCCAUGUUUCUACAUUACCUAGUUUUAGCCAGGACCCAGAAAUAACAUAUGCUAAUAUGAAGUGGUGGUGUUCUUGCAUUAUCAGCAACUCAGCUAGAACUAAGAAGUGGCAGGAAAAAAAAAGUCAUGAGACUUGCAGACAAGAUAUUUGGAUACUGUGGGAUCAUCAUCUCAAAUCGAAUCAAUCCUCCAAACUUUGAGUUUCACCCAUUGCUAGUGUUUUCAUCGCCAGAUGGCUUGUCCUGUUUGUUUAAAGUACACAUAGUGCCAAUCAAGAUCUGUUUCUUACAAUGCUGGAUAUGAAACAUGGUCUAGUGCUUAACAAUCUGAUCCAUCUCUCACUGAAGUGGGGAGUCUUCCCAUUUAUUGCAAAGGACAAGCCCUUCAGGAAAGGCCUGGGAAACUGCAGAUUCUGAUUCUGCUCCCAGCUCUGCUACUGACUUGUUGUGUGGAUAUGGGAAGCCAUAACCUUUUCUUCCUGAUUAUCAGAGCCACCACAAUUCCAUUUGUUUUUGCUAGGAAUUGAGAGCUCAAUACCUCUGAAAAUUCUGUGUCUCAGUUUCACCAUCUGUAAAAGAGAGAGACUGCUUUCCUAUCUUAUAACCCUACUGAGGCUUAGUGUUUGCAAAGAACUUCUAGAUGAUUGGAUGGAAGGUGCUAUAAAAGUGCAAAUAUUUUAUUUAUUGUAAACCACUCCUUUAAAACUAAGUCAUGUGAGGUAUGUUUUGAGAGUUAGGACGAGUCUACAUUGGCAAUGCUAAAGUGCUGCCGUGGCAGCGCUUUAACAUGGCUUGUGUGGCUCUUUUUUUUUU